Messenger RNA from Cinclus cinclus, 5485 nucleotides. RefSeq names its product SUMO specific peptidase 5 (gene SENP5). Gene Ontology annotation, cellular component: nucleus. The transcript has 9 exons. Gene Ontology annotation, molecular function: deSUMOylase activity. The record is from RefSeq and is a predicted model, not a curated record. The coding region runs from base 97 to 1818 and encodes 573 amino acids. Gene Ontology annotation, biological process: protein desumoylation. Lineage: Eukaryota; Metazoa; Chordata; Aves; Passeriformes; Cinclidae.
ACCUGUAAAGAAAGGUGGUUUUGUAUAUAGUGGGGAAGAGAGCAAUAAUGAUGAGGGCGACACAGUCCUGGUAGUUUUAAACAACUAUAAAAGGAAAUGCUGUUGCAAAGGGAGUGGAAUGGAACUUGUGGCCCCUUGACAGCUCUAAAGAGGUCCAAAUUUAACCAUCAUACUGUAAAAAAGAGAUUUUUAUUUAUGAUGCAUAAGAAACUUUCUAUGGUUAGGUUUCGGUAUAGAAUCAUAAAAUUCCCGAAACUUCGAGCAAGAGGCAAGACUUGCAAAUUAAGAAAAAUCAAGCGAAGGUGGGUGCAGAAAGUUGCAAGGGACCAUCAAGAAACGCUUCAGCGGGAUUUUGAAAGUGGAUUUUGUAAUUUGUUUUCCUUCUGGAAAUCGAAAAGUAAGCGUCUUUGGAAGCGGUGCAGCUUAUCAGAUAUGAACAAUAAUACACCCAAGUCUCUAGGAGCGGAGAGUGAAAUAUGUGCACCUGAGAUCUGCCACACACAGGAUGUGUCUGCUGAGCCAUGUUCUGAGGAUCCAGCAUCCAGAGGACAGGAUGGCAGUGUGGAUGCUGUCCCACCAGAACUGCAUGUCAGAUAUUCUCCAGAGGCAGAAGCCUUGCAUCAGGUGGAGACUAACGGGGCCGUGGCAGAGGAUCAUUGCUCUGACAUUGUCCUCUCUGCUACAGGAAAAGAAAUUGCUGUUUCAGAUCAAGAUGGUGCAGAAUCCCAGGAGGUUGUGGGUGUGGAUGGAAUGACACUGUUGCAAUCCUCCUUGCAGGAUUCUGAUGUCAGUGAUAAUUUUGCAAAUGGACCUUUCUCUAUGGAGCUGACACAGAAUGAGGACAGCUCUAGCCAGAUGGAAGUAGAAGGCUCCUUAAACUUGGACAUUUUUAGUUCAAAAUUACUAGAUCACCCUUACUGUAAAAGUCCUCUUGAGGAACCUUCACCAGAAAGCACAGGAAAAAAUCUGAAAUCGGGAACUCGGAAGGGAGCAAAAAGGAACAGUCAGAAAACUUCCCGAGUGACUGAUGAGCAGUUGGCAACGUGGCUUUGUGGAUUCCUAGAUGAAGUUAUGAAGAAAUAUGGCAGUUUAGUACCACUCUGUGAAAAAGAUGUCAUGGGAAGAUUAAAAGAAGUCUUUAAUGAAGAUUUCUCCCAUAGAAAACCUUUUAUCACCAGGGAAAUCAUGAAGUAUCGGGAAAAACAUCCAAAAACCUCCACUUGCAAUUUCCGGGUCUUCUAUAAUAAGCACAUGCUAGAUAUGGAUGAUUUGGCUACACUGGAGGGCCAGAACUGGCUGAAUGACCAGAUAAUUAACAUGUAUGGUGAACUCGUAAUGGAUGCCGUCCCUGAAAAGGUUCAUUUCUUUAACAGCUUUUUUCAUAGACAGCUCGUAACCAAAGGAUAUAAUGGGGUGAAACGAUGGACUAAAAAGGUGGACUUGUUUAAAAAGACUCUCUUGUUAAUUCCUAUUCACCUGGAAGUCCACUGGUCCCUCAUUACUGUGAACAUCCCCAGUCGAAUUAUUUCAUUUUACGAUUCCCAGGGCAUUCAUUUUAAGUUUUGCGUAGAGAACAUUCGAAAGUAUUUGCUGACUGAAGCAAAAGAAAAGAAUCACCCCGAGUUCCUUCAGGGUUGGCAGACUGCUGUGACAAAGUGCAUUCCACAACAGAAAAAUGACAGUGACUGUGGGGUUUUUGUGCUCCAGUACUGCAAGUGCCUCGCCUUAGACCAGCCUUUUCAGUUCUCCCAGGAAGAUAUGCCCCGAGUGAGAAAAAGGAUUUACAAGGAGCUGUGUGAACGCCAGCUAAUAGACUAAUAAAAUGCAGCCAACCUAAUUUCUCUGGCAUUUCUGACAAGUUGCAGCUGGUGUUUGUGUACUUGAAUUUCUGAAAAUUUCCAUGAAUUUCGAGCGAUUCUCAGCUGAGUGGUGUGGCCACUGUUGUUACCUCAAUCUUUUGCAAAAUUCUUUAAUUGGCAGAACAUAACAGAGCUGCCAUAGACUAUUCAUAAUGUCAGUUUGGUUCUCUUAUGUUCUUUCCUGUAUUUAAUAUUUAUUACUUCAGCAUGCAUAUAGGCAAAGCAUGCAACUAAAACCAUGAAAUGGUAGAUUGGGGGCACCUUUGAGGUGUAGCUAGAAAUGACAAAUACAGGUGAAUUUGUCUGGAAAAAUAAAGUUGCAUGAUAUGUUUUCUGAUGCAAUAAUGCUUUGAAUGUAUAAAAAAAAUCAAUGCCAUAGAAAGAACAGCUAGAACCUAUUUGAUAGUUCCAUUGUCCCUGUUGUGGCUGUGUAAUACUGAAUACCACAUUUUACACAUUUUUAGAGUGGCUAAAUUCAUGUACAGCUUUAAUUUGUGAAGACCCCUUUUUCAAAUAGUUAAAGAUGGUAAAAAAGUUUGUUCUGUUAGCUUAUCUCUGGCUGUCAGCCUGCCCCUAUAGAUAAAAAGCAGCCUUUGCACAAAUAAAGCUUCAGCACUUGUCUGUAUAAUAGAAAGUACAGAAGUGUUCAGUCAGUCAGAUGGAUGGUAAGUUCCUAGAUGCUGCAGAAGUCUCCAUGAUGUGUGUAUUAAGGAGAAUUAUAAAGCUGGCCCUGAAGAGUCACAGUUUAGAUAGUAAGAUAAACUCCUUGGCUGUAACUGUUUACAUCUCAGAUGGCUUUGCAUCAUUUCUCAGAUCCACAGUGUGCAGUGAAAAUGUACCAUUUCUCCCUUCAGCUCUGUCUUCAAAGCUUGUUGUCUUUAACCUCCUGUUGCCUUUUGCUUUUGUUCAAAUGUAAAUUAAUUCAUUUCUGCUGCAUCUGCUGUUUGAUUGUCUCCAACAUCCCUGGUUUUGUCUGCAUUCAGUAGCACCGAUGGGUCUGGUUGGGAGUUCCAGCACUUGUGGUGGGUGCAGUGCAAACACAGCAAGGUGAUGUCAUCGUGCUCCAGAGGGGUGGGAGCCCUCAAGCCCAGUCCUGAGCUUUGCAGGGUUGUGCUGGCCAGGGGAUGAGGGAGAGUGGUGGAUCUGCUGGGCUUUCACCUUGGUUUUUAAAGCAUGAUGUGCUCCUUGCUGAAGGAGCUACUUCUGUUUGAAGAGACUGUUGUCUGGCACUGCUACACCGGCAAAUGUCUUUGCUGUAUUCUUCUGCCAGAUACAGGAAUGAGCCCAGAGGAAAAGUAUUCUCAUUGCUCAUAUAAUCUGCUGCAGAGUUUCACGUUGUGUCCGUCCAUAGCCCUGGCUUCUGAUGGAGGAAAACCACUUUGACUUUCCUGUCUUGCAAAUUAAUCCAGACUUGAGCUAAGCCAGGUGCAAAUCCCUCCUGGAUGACGGGAGGGAGCAGUGAGGGAGUGCCAAGCACAGUCAGGCCAGGAAGUGGAAGCAUGAGCACACUAUGCUGUGCUGGAGGAGUUCCUGCAGUAUCCUUGCAUGUUCCCACUUCCCCUUGUUGGCAGCUGGCAAGGACUGGCUUAAUUUAGCAAGAUAAGGAAAGCCUUAAGCACUCGGUUAGAUAAUUUAAACGAGGAACUUAAUGAAUCAGAAAGAACCUAAAACCCAGACAGGCAAGAUACAUCUGCCCAUUGCAUAGUGCAGAGCACCCCACAGCACAGGGUUUAUUUGUGUUUCCCUGAGGUGUGACUGAUAGGACAGCAGCACCUUCUUGAGCUGAGUGCUUGUGAGCAGUGGAGGGUGACUUCCAUGAAAAUUGAAACUUGGGAUGUCGUUUCUCCUGUGGGGUAGCACAUAUAAGCCAGUGCUGCCAUUCUCUGUGCACUGGUGUCACAUGAAUGAUUCCAAUGCUUAUGUGGUGGAACAACUGGUCCGGGCCACAACUAACCUAGAGAACAGUUCUUACCUCCAUAUAACUUGCUACUAAAUGUAUAUCCUGGUCUGAAGGAAUACACAGAAUUGGGUGGCCAGGAAGAAAUGUGGAGGUAGUGCCACUUUGGGUGCAUGCAAGUGAGGCUUAAUUUUCAAUACUCCUGUCAGAAAGGGAGCGGAACAAAAAGAGAACUGCAUGAGCAAAUUGCAUUUAUUUUCAGAAGGUGAGCAAUUUGGUAAGGAAUCUUGAAAGGUGUCCUGUGAGACUACCAGCCUGGGAGGCUCAAUGCCUCAAAGAAAAACCCUUUUGUUUCUUUGUUUUGUUUUUUUUUUGUGCAAGUUGCUUUGUUGAAGGAUAUUUUUCAUUGCAUGGGAAUGUGCUGGAACAUUGCACUACAGACAGUUGUUUCCUAAGGCUUGGUGCCUACUACUGGUUGGUAGGAUCCAUCUUGCUCUAUAUGAGAGGUCAUGAGGAAUCUUUACUCAAAAUCCCCUUAGCAGCAGCAUCAGCCAACAGGAUUUCUGUGAACUCUGUGUUGAACAUGGGUGCUUUGAAGCAAGUGCAUGUGUGUCCCAGAUCGUUUGAGGGGAGGGGCCUUGCAUUUGAAUCUGCUGCCUUGUGAACUGGGGAACAGGGUGGGGAAACAUGCAUGUUGGAAAGUACUUCUUAUGUGCUUUCUUGUCAUCUAGAGGUUUCCUGACAAGUGUUCCAGUUGGUUGUGGGGCAGCACAGAGGAGUUGCACUUGAAUCUCCAGCUGUGAACACACCAGUGAGGGGCCUCUGAAAAAAAAAGGAGGGGAAAUUGAAAACAGAUCUAAUGUAAGCAAAGUAUGUUGGUGCAGUGUUGAAAUUAAUCACAGGCAGUCGGAAUCUCGGGCUCUGUAAUGGUGUAUCCUGUGAAACUGGACUAAUUAACUCCUCCUUGAGAAUGUCUUUGAUGCCUUAAAGGAGAUGGACUUCAUAAUCUGUAGUCAUUUUACUAGUUCUUAAAACAUUCAGAACUAUGUAGAGUGUUUUUAUUAUGAGAGGCACAUUUAUGUGGAUGUAGUUAUGGCUGUUAGCAAUUCCAUUAAUGUGAUCUUCAGAUUUUCAUAAAUCAUUCUGAACUGGUUUGGCAGAUGCUUAAAUUUCAUGACUUGUUCCAAAGAGAUUGUCUCGCUGUGCUGAUUUAUACAAAUAGUCCCAGAACUGGUGAAGCCUCUGCCUCAUGUGUGACAAAUUUAAGCUACCUGAGUUGUAAUAAACCUUAAACAGAAUUGAAAAUGAAUUAUCAGUUUCAAUUUCAUUUGCUUUAAUCUCUAGUUUUAAAUGACUGUGCCCCUGAUACAAAUCAAUAAAUGCAGAGUGUGGCCUUGAUUCUGCAAGGUGAGUGGAGAGAUGCCUAUUGCUGAGCUGCUGGUACUUGCAGAAUGGAGGCUGGAUCUUUGUGCUGUCUAAUAUGCAGUUGUUUGGCUCUUACAUGGCUCUCUUGAGUGUGAAGAUGAUAUUUUGAAUGUUUCACAUGCACUGAUCACCAAGCCAGACAGGCUUGCACAGAGCUGCUGGCUUGUGUUGAAUCUCCAGUGUAAUGCUUAAACCACCUCUACUUUCUCAGAGUUUUGAUUGGCGUUAUCUACUGUAGCAUUUACUCAAUUCAACGUGAAAAUUUAAACCUUGGAAAGUGCUGCAGAUUUAACUCCACUGAGCA